Molecule: messenger RNA, 1470 nt
Organism: Aspergillus uvarum CBS 121591
Lineage: Eukaryota; Fungi; Ascomycota; Eurotiomycetes; Eurotiales; Aspergillaceae
Product: serine hydrolase domain-containing protein
Exons: 1
Coding region: 143-1318 (391 amino acids)
Source: RefSeq, a predicted model, not a curated record
AAGUGAACCUUGAAGAUGGAUUGAGUCAGUUCAGUCAACACCGGACACAUAUACCUCUUUUCCGGGCAGAACUCUAUACAAAUACCUCCAUCUCCACCUCCUCCAUCCUUCUCGCCACCUGACGCCCUCGAGCCCUCCCAAAAUGGCCACCCCCACCGUCAAAGGAACAAACCACCCCGCCUUCGCUGCCGUGCGCGCCCUCUUCGCAACAAACGUCCAAACCGGCACCGAAACCGGCGCCUCCCUCUGCGUAAGCAUCAACGGACAAACCGUCCUCGACCUCUGGGGCGGCUCCACCUCCACCUCCACCCGCCCAGCAGACUGGCAAGAAACCACCCUCGUGCCCGUCUGGUCCCUCACGAAACUCCUCACGGCCCUCAGCACACUCCUCCUCAUCGACCGGGGCCAACUCUCCCCCACCGCCGCUGUUUCAACAUACUGGCCGGCCUUCACAGCCUCCCCCAAAAUCCAAGUCCGGCAUCUCCUCAGCCACACCUCCGGCCUGGCGGGGUGGGAUGCCCCCGCCCCCAGUCCCGCCGAGAUCUACGAUAUCGAGGCGUGCACCGCGCGUCUCAUAGCGCAAGACCCCUGGUGGGAGCCGGGUACGGCGUCGGGGUACCAUAUCCUUUCCUACGGGUUCUUGCUGGGUGGGUUGAUUCGGCAGGUCACAGGCCGGGGAUUGAGCGAGUUCAUCCAUACUGAGUUGGUGGUGCCGCUUGGUGCGGAGGGGGGGUUCUAUCUCGAUGUCCCGGAGCGGGAGUGGGGUCGUAUCGCUGCGCUGGUUCCGCCGACGGCGUUUGAGAUGCCGACGCUGGAGCCGGGUAGUGUGGCGGGGAAGGCGAUACUGAGCGCGUCCGGGGCGGUGGGUGUGGAUAGCCCCCGGACGCCGGAGUUCCGGCAUGCGGAGAUGGGGGCGUCGGAUGGGUUUGGGAAUGCCCGGGCCUUGAACAAGAUUUUGGAGGUGGUGACGUUGGAGGGGGUGGUGGGUGGGAAGAGGUAUCUGAAGGAGGAGACGGUGGAGCUGAUCUUUCAGGAGCAGGUGUCGGGCGUGGAUUUGGUGCUUGGGCAGCCAGUGACGUUUGGGGUGGGCAUGGCAAUGGCCAGGCCUUCGGGGCCGAGUUGGUUGCCUGAUGGGCGCAGGGUGGGAUAUUGGACGGGCUGGGGCGGGUCGUUGGGCUUGGUCGAUGUUGAGAGGGGGGUGACGGUCACGUAUACCAUGAAUAAGAUGGAUGUGGGGUUGGUGGAGAAUGAGCGCGCCAGGCAGUAUGUGGGUGCGAUCUAUGCGGCGCUGGAGGGCUAUUUGGCGGCCGCGCAGUAGAUCCGCGGGGUUUAUAGACAGCUAGUAGCUGAAAUAAGUAUAUCGUGUGGGAGAAAGGUGGAGCUAGGGUUUGGGGUUAGCUUCAUUGCUGGUGGAUAUAUUGUGUGCUGCAUGCCUACUAGGUCCCUGGAAUACCAUUUCAUCAAUCAUCU